AUGAAGUACACCGGCAUCGCUGCUAUGGGAAUGAUGGGCUGCGCCCUCGCCCUGCCCCAGGGUCCUCCUCCCUUCAUUGGCGAGCUGCCCCAGGGCCCCCCUCCUUUCUCCGGCGCCCCCAGUGACGCGCCCACCCCAUCCAGCGCCUUCCCCAGCGGUACUCCCAGCGGCGCUCCCACCGGUAUUCCCACGGACUUCCCCAUCGACAAGCGCCAGUUCCCCGAUGGCCCUCCUCCUAGCGGCUUCCCAACUCCCACUGGUCCUCCUCCCUCGGGCUUCCCCAGUGGCAUUCCCAGUGGCUUCCCCAGCGGCUUCCCCGCACCCACUGGUCUCCCCUUCGAGAAGCGCGAGUUCCACAACGGACCCGACCACCAGGGCCCUCCCUUCGAUGGUCCUCAGAGUGGCUUCCCAACUCCCACUGGUCCUCCUCCCUCGGGAUUCCCUAGUGGCUUCCCCAGUGGCUUCCCCAGUGGCAUUCCCAGUGGUUUCCCCACUGAGUCCCCCAGUGGCUUCCCUAGCGGCUUCCCCGCGCCCACUGGUCUCCCCUUCCAGAAGCGCGAGUUCCCCAACGGACCCGACCACCAGGGCCCUCCCUUCGAUGGUCCUCCUCAGAGCGGCUUCCCAACUCCCACUGGUCCUCCUCCCUCGGGAUUCCCCAGUGGCUUCCCCAGUGGCGUUCCCAGUGGCAUUCCCAGUGGAUUCCCCAGCGGAUUCCCCAGCGGAUUUGAGAAGCGCCAGAUCCCCACGGACCUCCCCUUCCCCAUCCCCAGUGGAAUCCUGGAUGCCUUCCCCUCCGGGUUCCCUACCGACCUGCCCUCCUCCAUUCCCUUCGAGAAGCUCCAGGGGUUCCCCACUGGCUUCCCCACUCCCACUGGACCUCCUCCCACCCCCUCCCCUCAGUAA
Penicillium crustosum is the source of this 903-nucleotide messenger RNA. RefSeq lists its product as uncharacterized. The transcript has a single exon. NCBI's taxonomy places the organism in Eukaryota, Fungi, Ascomycota, Eurotiomycetes, Eurotiales, Aspergillaceae. The coding region runs from base 1 to 903 and encodes 300 amino acids. The record is from RefSeq and is a predicted model, not a curated record.